Molecule: messenger RNA, 360 nt
Organism: Rhododendron vialii
Lineage: Eukaryota; Viridiplantae; Streptophyta; Magnoliopsida; Ericales; Ericaceae
Exons: 1
Coding region: 1-360 (119 amino acids)
Source: RefSeq, a predicted model, not a curated record
AUGGCUAUGAAACAUGCUCAUUGGAGGGAUGCGAUGGCAGCUGAAAUUAAAGCCUUGGAGGAUAACGAUACUUGGGUCUUGACUAAUAUUCUUCCAGGUAAAACACCAACUGGGUGUAAAUGGGUAUUCAGAAUAAAACGUCACCCCAAUGGAACCAUAGAGCGUUAUAAGGCACGUCUUGUUGCCAAAGGUUACACCCAACAAGAAGGCCUUGAUUAUCAUGAUACAUUCGCUCCUAUGGCUAAGUUAACCACCCUCCAUUGCUUACUCGCUAUAGUUGCUAUCAGCAUUGGUCUUUGCACCAACUCGAUGUGCACAAUGCAUUUUAACUUGGUGACCUCCAUGAAGAAGUUUUUAUGA